AUGAGGAAAGGAAAAGAAAAAAACUUAUUUACGUUCUAUGCCUGCUCUUACAUCGUAAUGUUCAUAUUUAGUUAUUACGUCCUGAUGUUUGUACAUAUAAGAAAGAUUUACAAAUAUAAAAAGAAUAUUUAUUUUUUUUAUCUAGGCAAUUACGUAUCUUUAUACAUUAUGAUUCUUCUUCUCCAGAUAUUCUUAGCCUCUUUUGACAGGCUGCUGUACAAACCAAGAAAAUUUAAUGAAAUGACAGAAGAAAGUCUUAAUGAAAUAUUCAACCCGUUCUUUACCCACGAAAUAUUAAUAAAAACAAUCAAGGUGGUAAGAAUAUGCAGUGAAUGCAAUGCAUACAAGCCACCACGAACACAUCAUUGUCAAAUAUGCGAUCUUUGUUUCACAAAAAUGGAUCAUCAUUGUUUCCUCCUCAAUGUAUGUAUUGGCCAUACAAACUAUAAGCACUAUUAUCUGUUCCUGCUGGUGAAUUGGAUGUAUAGCACAUUUUUGUUUGUAUUGUUCUUGCAUUACGUCAUUUCAGCUAACCAAACACCUGCAAGAAUGGCCUUCUAUGUGCUAGCAAUUAUUUCUAAUGGAAUUAUACUGAUAAUAGCGCUCAUAUUUUUGGUGCUUCAUACAAGAUUGCUCCUGUUCAACGAAACAACUAUCGAACGACUUGCCAUAGAUGAAUUUCUUGCCGGUGAUAACAACUAUGAAGGCAUAUUUCAGGAAGGACUGUUAAGUACUGAUGAAAACAUGGAUGUCCGAGAUAGAAAAUUGCUCAACCCGUACUUUCUAGGGUACAUAGAAAAUGUCAAAGAGGUCUUUGGAGACAAUUAUUGUGAGUGGAUCAUGCCGUACUUCACGGGUAGAAGCAAUGGUAUCUAUUUCAAGAAACAUUAAUGUAAUCAUCGAUACAGUGCCAAAAAACAUGUAAGACAGAAACAACGGCUGACAGCUACAGCUGACCCAGCUAUCAGUAAAUGCAUUUAGUGCUUCGGGUUGGAUGGCAUGUUGUUUAAAAGAAAGUGUUAAACAAAC
Molecule: messenger RNA, 1029 nt
Organism: Vavraia culicis subsp. floridensis
Lineage: Eukaryota; Fungi; Microsporidia; Pleistophoridae
Exons: 1
Coding region: 1-891 (296 amino acids)
Biological process (GO): protein targeting to membrane; peptidyl-L-cysteine S-palmitoylation
Cellular component (GO): Golgi apparatus; endoplasmic reticulum
Molecular function (GO): protein-cysteine S-palmitoyltransferase activity
Source: RefSeq, a predicted model, not a curated record